AUGACGCUGGAGUCUUGUGGCUUGCUAUUCUGGAACCUCUUUAUGACCCAUCAAAGCAGAGUGGUAUUCAUCGGCGUGAGCGUGAUUCAGGGGUACGUAGCCCACAGUGCAGAGAUCAGCUUUCGACAAAGAUUCAAGGCACAAAAUGACGUGGCAUUCACGCGAGAGCGUACGGAGUCGAUCUUGAACACUCUGAUGCCAGUGAUGGUAGUCGAGGAAUUGAGAGACUUCAGCAUUAGCCAGGAGUUUCCUUCUCACCACUACCGAAAUGCCACUAUUGCACAGUCUGACCUUUGUGGUUUCACCAGAUUGGCCAGCACACGGCGCCCUGAAGAAGUGGUCGAAUUCAUUGGUGAGCUCUUUGGGCUAUUUGACGAGCUCACAGACAAGCACGAAGUCUACAAGGUGGAGACCGUUGGCGAUGCUUACAUUGCCGGUCAGGCCGAAGCACCUUUGACCUUCAAAAACUCUCCACUGUGUGUGGUGCGUUUUGGUUUGGAAAUGGUGCAAAAGACAAACAAAUGGUCUCGGGACCGGAAGGAGCAAGUGAGUUGUCGCGUGGGCGUGCACAGUGGCGAAUGCAUUGGUGGGAUUGUCGGGACAGAGAUGCAAAGAUAUCAUUUGUUCGGCAAGCUCAUGACAGAAGUGGAGGUCCUAGAGUCGACAGCACCAGAAGGCCGAGUCCAAGUUAGCCGAGCUUGUAAGGAUGCCGUGGACAAGCAGCUGCGACUGGAGGGUAUGUCUGAAAGUCUGAUGUUCGAGGAGCGGUUGGAAGAGACUCUACGCACGUCGAAGGGUGAAGAGCAUUCCUACGACGAGGACAGCGAUUCUUUCAAAUUCAUUUCAAAUCUUGUAGGGCCUCAGAACAUUUUUCCAGUAUGA
This is a messenger RNA of Cladocopium goreaui, 882 nucleotides long. The record is from the annotation of a GenBank genome assembly. Lineage: Eukaryota; Dinophyceae; Suessiales; Symbiodiniaceae.